This is a messenger RNA of Aspergillus novofumigatus IBT 16806, 1573 nucleotides long. Its product is annotated as Mob1 family protein. Gene Ontology annotation, cellular component: cytoplasm. The record is from RefSeq and is a predicted model, not a curated record. The transcript is spliced from 4 exons. The coding region runs from base 72 to 1445 and encodes 457 amino acids. NCBI's taxonomy places the organism in Eukaryota, Fungi, Ascomycota, Eurotiomycetes, Eurotiales, Aspergillaceae.
GCCGUCUUUACAGUGACAGGCCGUGGAUUUAGUUUUUUUUUUUAUAUUUUCAUUUCUUCUUCAUCUUCAUCAUGGCUGCUGCUGGGGCGUCGCCGUCCAGCUCGCCGCGCUUACCUAGUCCUCCCCCGUUCACGGAGGUACAGAUUGGGCCCAAGUCACCCUCGGUCGGCGAUUCGUUUGGGAAAGAGACGCAAGAAUUUCUGGCAGCUUCAAAGGGCAAUGAUAAUGCUUCUUCUCGGAGGAUCCGACCAGGAACUAAUGCAGCGGAUAUGGCUGUCGGUCCUCCAUUGAUUCCUUUGUCGCAGCUCGACUCUCCGUUCCAGCUCCAAGAACACCUGAAAGCGCUCUACAACCACUUCACCCGACCGGAGGGAUCUGAGACCGUCGUGCCUAUCAGUCGGGAUGUCGCGAUACAGCUUGCGGAACCGCCCGAGGGGGUGGACAGGUCCCUCUGGCUCUACGAACUCUGUCGUUUCCUCACCAUGAAAGUGAAUAACCUGAUCGUUGCUUUCUUCGCCGAAGAUCCGCCCUGCUCCGCGCAAACGUGUCCUGAGAUGCGUGCAUCCGAGUGGCAGUAUCUUUGCGCCCAUUUUCCUAGUCGUCUUACGUUGGGUUCCGAGGCAGGCGGUGGCGCGCAGGCGAGUCUGAGGUACCUGACCAACAUAUUCCGUAGACUGUAUCGCAUCUUCGCCCAUGCCUGGUUCCAACACCGGGAUGUGUUCUGGCAGGUUGAGGGUAAUGAUGGGCUGUACAUAUUUUUCAAGACGGUGUGCGAUAUGUACAAGCUUAUUCCCGAAGACAAUUACACGGUGCCUGCUGAAGCGGAGGGACUCGAUGCCAAUCAGUCAAUGCUGGAACAGGCGGACAACCGUCGGAUGACGAUUCUACGAAAGGACAGCGAGGACCCGCUGGAGAACAUUGAGCCUUCGUCCAUUAGCACCGGUGCAACCACCCGGCGCCACAAGAAUAGCGCGUCCAUCAGUUCUCGGGUUACGACGAUCAGUGAGGGAGCGGAGGAAUCAGAAGAGCAGCAGAAAGCGGAGCCUGUGAUGGAGUCAAAGGAUGAAAAAUCUGCUGAGGCUGUACCCGAAGUUGAGUCUGAACCACAGCCUGCAGAAGAGGUUGCAAGUGAGGAGCAGAAGGAAGCUGCCGAUGCACCCGGGCCAGACCCGGCCGAGUCGCAGGUUACUGUUGAAGAGGUGCAAGAGGACGAAGAGGGGAAGCCCUCAGAUACGAAUACAGAAGCAGCAGCAAAGGAUGAGCCGGAAGCCGAGUCGCAAGCAGAGACCCAAGCCAGUACAGAAGACAGCACAGAAGCAAGCGAAGAGAAAACGCCGUCGCCUGUAGAGGAAGCAUCCACUGAGCAGACCCAGCAAGAGCCUGAAUCUCAUACGACAACUGAGCAGGAGCCCGAGUCAGCGACGGAGCCAGCCAAGGAGGCUUGAGGUCAUGUUUGUUCGAGGCUUAUUCAUCGCUAUGAUGCGAUUAUUCCCACACUCAAUUGAGCCAGAUGGAGGCUCAAUCGACAUGUAAUAUACAAUUGAGGCUGCCUAGAAAUUAAUGAUACCCAUUA